Messenger RNA from Plasmodium relictum, 1794 nucleotides. Its product is annotated as mitochondrial carrier protein, putative. Gene Ontology annotation, biological process: folate import into mitochondrion; nucleotide transport. The transcript has a single exon. The record is from RefSeq and is a predicted model, not a curated record. NCBI's taxonomy places the organism in Eukaryota, Apicomplexa, Aconoidasida, Haemosporida, Plasmodiidae. Bases 1 to 1794 code for a protein of 597 amino acids. Gene Ontology annotation, molecular function: FAD transmembrane transporter activity; folic acid transmembrane transporter activity.
AUGGGCAUACAAAAUGAGGAUGACAAUUUUAUAAAAAAGUUUUUUAAUUAUUUUAAAAGGGAUACCAAGGAAGAUGGAGAACAAUACAACUCUUUAAAUAAUAAUAAAAAUAAUAAUAUGAAAAAUGAUGAAAAUAAAUUAGUAAAAAAUAGAACAUUAAAUUUUAUGAUUUCAUCCACACUAAUUUUAUGUGUACUCUAUCCCUUAGAUACUAUAAAAACAAGAAAACAAAUAUAUAAAGUUUAUAAGAAUUCUUAUCCUUAUUAUUAUAAUAAUAAAUAUAAUUUAUUUUAUAUUAUAAAAAAUGAAAAAUUAGAAAGUAUAUAUCGAGGCUUAGUAGCUAGUUUAAUUACUACAGCAAUAUCUCAUGGUAUAUUUCGAUUUAUAUAUGAUACAUUAAAUUACUAUUUUAUUGAGAAAAUAGUUAAGAUAAAUUACAAAAAAAAAAGUGAAAAUGACUUAUUAUACAAUAUAAGUAAUGACUAUAAAACUGAUAAGUCAAAAUAUGCCUACACAAUAUGCUUAAUUAAUUCAUCAGAACUAGGCGAAGAAAAAGGAGAAAAAAAAAGAGACUUACCGGAAAAUUUUAGUUCUAUGAAAACUAAUGAUAUAAGGAAAAAUAAGAAAUUUCUAAAUACUGGUUUAGAAAAUAAAAUAGAAAUAAAUGAAAAUAAUGAGGCAUCAAAUAAGUUCAAUGAUAAAAUGAGAGAUAAAAAAAACAUAAACUAUUAUCUUAUUACUAGUAGUGUUAGUUCACUAAUUAGUGUGCUUUUUCUUCAUCCGUUGUGGCUAGUUAAAACCAAAAUAGAAAGCACAAUAAACUUAAAUUAUAAAUUUAUAAAUUAUAAAAGUAGAUUAUUAGGUAAACAUUACAACUUAUUUGUCCCAAGAAAAAAAAAAAACUUUAUUAAAAUAUCAAAUAUCUUAAAACCUUUUAUGUGUGAUAGAAAAUAUAGAAUAAAUAAUAUGUCUUACAAAAAAGUUGUCUCAUUAAAUAAGAUAUUGGAAUUUUAUAAAAAUAAUUUUAUAUAUAAGAAAAAUAUAAUAACUAAAAAAAAAUACAAUUAUCUUUUAUAUAAAAAUGCAAAACAUUCUAUCUUAAAUAGAGACGUGAAAAGAAGAAUGAUACACAACUAUAUGUUAUAUAAAUAUUAUACUUUGUCAAAUUUAGAAAGAAAAGAAAUAACAAAAAAUACAAUAUCACAUCUUCGUAAAAUGUUUUAUAAAAGAUAUAUUUUAUAUUCAAAAAAUCCAAUAUCUAAUAAUAAAAUAUUACAUAUUUUUAAAAGAGAAGAAAAUAAAAAUGCCGUGACUUCAAUAUAUAGAUAUAAAAAUUAUUUUCAACUUGUUUAUGAAAUAUACAAAAAAGAAAAAUUGUUUUCAUUUUAUAAGGGGUUUUUGACAUCAAUAUUGUUAACUCCCCAUGUUGCUAUUCAAUUUUAUACAUAUGAAUAUUUAGCACAUUAUUUCAAUCAAGAAUAUAUAAAAGAUAUAUUCAGAGAUAAUAAUAUAAAUACUUCAUCAAAUGUAAUAGAUAAAUUUUUACCAUUCUUGUAUGGAGCUUUGUCAAAAUGUGUUGCUAUUAUUAUUACUUAUCCAUUGUAUACAAUAAAAAUGAGGCAACAAGUUCAAAUGAGAAAUUCGGGAUUCAUUAAAGUAUUAAUUAGCAUUUUUAAAUAUGAAGGAAUGAAAUCUUACUAUACUGGUGUCAAUAUGCAUUUAUUGAGAAACUGUUUACAAAAUGGAAUUCUUUUUUUUAUUUUCGAAUACUUAAAUAAUUCUACUCAUGAGUAA